This is a messenger RNA of Trypanosoma theileri, 1011 nucleotides long. RefSeq lists its product as uncharacterized. NCBI's taxonomy places the organism in Eukaryota, Euglenozoa, Kinetoplastea, Trypanosomatida, Trypanosomatidae. The transcript has a single exon. The coding region runs from base 1 to 1011 and encodes 336 amino acids. The record is from RefSeq and is a predicted model, not a curated record.
AUGGAAGAAUCGACGCGUGAUAUAGAUUGUACCACUCGACUUCUCCCACCGAAGGGUAAAGAUAAAGAUGGUAUGAUGUUAGGCAAACAAAUACCCAGCGGCAGUACUAACUCCUGCAGUGAAUCCUCUGAGGAUUACUCUAACGUCUCCGCCUCUGAAGAUGUGGAUGAGGAAAGAGCAGAGCGGCAGGCACUUCUCUCUGGUAAUAAUUACAAUGCGGCAAAAGACCCAUAUGCGGAGUUGAUUGCUAGCGCUAUGGAAGUGCGUCGUCGCGUUCACUCCGCGAAUGAAGUGACCGCCCGUCUUCGCGAGAUCUCACGGGGAAUGGCAAAACGCAUGCAAGAACAACAAGAAGGAAAAGAAGAAGAAGAAGAACGGGAAGAUCAACAAAGUAUGCGAAAUGCAGAGAAGAUGUCGAGAGAGGAAUUAUACCUUGAGUUCGAGGAGGAGUUCACAUCUGCAUUGGAGACUUUACGAACAAUGCAGUUUUUCGGUGUAUUAUCCGAUAUGGACCGAAUGUCUAUGGCUGUUACUCGAGCCGCAUUCCUCACAUCACGCCGGAAUUUAAUCAGUAUUCAAGAGAAUCAACACAAUCAUUUAACUCGACUUCUCUUCACAGCAUGGAGACAGCAAUUUCAACUACGACAGGAUAUUCGUCGGCGAGAACAGGGAAUGUUGGUUUCUCACGACUAUGAUGGACCGUCAAUGGGAGAAGUAGGGAUGAAAGAAGAUGCGGCCCGACCGGCUUUUGUAUUUCCAAUGGCUGAGAGUAUAGGAGGAUUUGGUCAAUGCGGGGAAACAGAUGACUUUGAGGAACGAGAUCACAUGGCAGCCUUGUAUGGUCUUCAUAAGACUUUACAACGGAUUGUGGCUAUGCAGAAGGAACGAUUGCGGUGUCUUGUGGAAGAAACCACGGGAUCUUCAGAAAAUAUGAUGAAUGGUUUAAAUCGUAAUAAUAAACAUAGUAGUCCUUCUAAACUCUGUGAUAAUGGAUGCUGCUCUGUUUUGUGA